Phialemonium atrogriseum is the source of this 1176-nucleotide messenger RNA. RefSeq lists its product as uncharacterized. The transcript is spliced from 7 exons. Bases 1 to 885 code for a protein of 294 amino acids. Lineage: Eukaryota; Fungi; Ascomycota; Sordariomycetes; Cephalothecales; Cephalothecaceae. The record is from RefSeq and is a predicted model, not a curated record.
AUGGCCAGCGCAGACAACAACAGCGCAGACCAUCGCACAAGCAACAAGGAUGAGGCCCCGCGAUGGCUGAUGAUGCAGCUAGAGUUCAUCUGCAAGGGCAACCGUGACAGUGCCAACAUCCACGUCCCCAUCUCAAGCGUCAUCUGCGUCUGCAUCGUCCGACGGCGCGACGUCGGCGGGCGCGCGGAGGGAUCGCUCUCGGCACCUCUACCGCUACCUUCGUCAUCCUCCUCUUCUUCUGCGAUGGAUGCGAAUACCAGAGGCGUCGAGAACUGGGGUCGAGCUGUUGGAAAUCUCAGACGGAGGAACAUCAGGCUACGCCACCUGCUCCAGCUAUUCCUGCGGCACAGCAACGCCCUCAAUCCUAACAAUGUCUCUGUUGUCCUCUACCUAGACGUUGCCUCUGUUAGUCCAAUCCGCAUCCUGCGGCAGAGUAAUAUCCCCAUCCAACGCAUCUUCCGCCCGAGCCAUCGUCGACGCCGGCUAGCGCGUACGCAUCUGGUUGAUGGCUUGGAGGCGGGCAGCGGUGCGAUAGUUAGCGGAGACAAAGAGUACAUUGAAGGCGUUGGCGAGGGCGGAGAGGUGGGUGCCGUGGCGUGCGCUGAAGAGGUUAAGACAGUGGCGGGCGGCGUGGCAGGCUAUGGCUAUGCGGUUGGAGGGGGUCUAUGUGAUCUUCGUGGCAGUGCAGAAGGAGCUGGCUCUUACGUUGCGGAUCUAGACAGCGUCGAGCUCGACGAGUUGACGGCCAAGCAGAAGCAGAAGCUGGAGCUUACGUGGCUAAAGACAAGGGCCAAGUUGCGGGACACGCUUAGGCCCUCGGUGAAGGGCGGGGGUGUAAGAAGUUACUCACCUCAGAUACAGCAGCGGAAGGACGGCGGCUGCUAGCAGUGCAAGUGAUGGGGAAGCAGACAGGAAAGCAGACAGGGAAGCAGACGGGAAAGCGGAGCAAAAGCGGAGAGGUUUGGGGAGCUGUAUGAGCAGUUCAGCGCGUCGCAGGAGGAACGGCAGGGGCAUUUCAAUAGGCUGGUAAAGGCAGAGCGGCGCAUGAAGGAGAUAUGCUCUAAGGUCAUGAUGUAGAGCAAAAGUGACGGUAAAUAAAGGACUUGGAAUGGGUAUCAAAGGUGCAGUGUAUGUUGAUAUACUAUACAUUAAGACGUUGACCUUAUCUGUCGGUUU